UAAAAGACUCGCCCAUUCAACCAGAAGUUCUUAUUCCAACAAUGUCUGCCCCAGAAACUGCUACCAAAUUUGCACCUACCCAAUCUUCCUCCGUCCUCGGUGGACAAAUUGUCGGUCGCUCUGAGCGUCAGGCUGUUGCACCCCCCGCGGCUUUGAAGCUUCGUCUUGACCUUAACCUCGAGGUUGAGAUCGCCAUCCAGGCCAAGGUUAACGGCGACAUCACCCUUUCUCUCCUCGAGUAAAUGUCCCAAGUGCUUAGAGAGUUGGACGCGGCAUUCGGUUGGAUUUGAGGCAGAAAUACAUGUGUCUUGUAUCUCAGAACGGUGUCUUUAGUUCUCUUUCCUUUCAACUUUGCAGAUGUAUUUGGUAGCAUAUCCUCACCUAUCAGAUAUCAAUAUCAGUGUUGUUUCUGGGAUCUUAUUGAGUCACUUGCC
Molecule: messenger RNA, 434 nt
Organism: Guyanagaster necrorhizus
Lineage: Eukaryota; Fungi; Basidiomycota; Agaricomycetes; Agaricales; Physalacriaceae
Exons: 3
Coding region: 42-242 (66 amino acids)
Source: RefSeq, a predicted model, not a curated record